AUGGCUGUGCAGCAGCAGCAGCAGCCGGACCAGCAGCAGAUGCAUCAGCCGCAGCAGCAGCAGCAGCAGGCUGAGACAGAAGCCUUCGAGGCGAUCAAGCCGUGCACGCAUCUCACAAUACGGAAGAUGCUUCCAGUAUCCCUGUUUGCUGCAAUCGUUCCAAGCCAAGACCCGAAGCAGCAGCAGCAGCAGCAGCAGGAGGCAGAGGAACGCCAGGCAGUCUUCAUCCAGUGGGUCGAGGAAGCAGCAGCACACAUUGCUGCUGACUGCCUCUCAAUUUCCCAGCUGGUCUAUUUGCGGAACGUCGCAGCUCGCCAACUGCAAAGCUGCCUCACCUAUUUGGACAGGGUCACUUCCUGGAAGCGCUGCAUGAACUCUGCGUUCACGGCGCAGGCUGUGAGGUACUACCCGAGGCCCUCUUACUUCGAGCCUAUGGAGGAUGACGGGCAGCAGAUAACUGCUCCGGCAGCGGCGGGAGAGGCCACGGCCCCACUUCCCGGCGGUUUCAUUGGGGCGGGAGUCGACCUUGAUCUGGGCAGCAGUAACAGCAACAGCGGCAGCAGCAGCAGCAGCAUCAAGGAGGAGAGCAGCAGCAGCAGCAGCAGCAGCAGCAAGCUGAUGACAUACUCAACGUCGCUGGAGACGCUGAGCGUGGCGUACUCGGAGCUGCACUACUUGUGCUGGGCAGACCGCGGGCAGCUAUCAUCCGUGUGGACUUCAGCGGGAGCUGCUGCUGCCGGCGAGACUGAGGAGCAGCAGCAGAAGCAGCAGCGGCUGCAGGAGCUGCUGCUGCAGAUCAUCGUGCACCCAGACAUUGCCUGCAUAGAUGCUGUGGGAAUGCUCCGAAGUGUCGGCUGCGAGGCAGCAGCACACACUUAUGUCUGGUGGGUCUUUGUGGCUCGCUGUGGGGCCCCGCUAACGGAGCGCCAGGUGCUGCAGCACUUUCCUCUGCACAAGCAUUCAGCAGCAGCUCCGGCGCCGGACGCGGCGCCUGCCAGCCCUGCUGCUCUGCCUGGGAACCCUGGCGAAGCCAUCGGAGCAGCAGCACUGGAGCCUCUUGCUGCUACUGCACGCGGCCGCGGGAGCGCCUCGGCAGGCGCAGCCAAGCGGGCGGGCAGCCGCCGCAGGGGGCAGCAGCAGCAGCAGCAGCAACUGCAGCAGCAGCAAGCUGGCGCCCCAGUGGGAGCCCUCGGCAAGGAGUCCGAGGACUGCAGCGACGAAGCCUCUCGGCAGCUGCACGUCCUCAUUGCUCCUUCGCUGCAAAGAACAAUUCUGUUCUUUCCCCGCAUCUUCUUCCACCUUCUGGAUACUCAGACGCCUCAGCGCCGGCAGCAGCUUCGAAGAGUCUACGCACACACUGUGGAGGCCGUGGGCACAGCGCAGCAGCAACGGAUGAUGGUGCCGGGUGGCGGGUCUGCUGCAGCAGCAGCUGCUGCUGCAGCGGCGGCAGCUGCUGCAGCAAUCCAGCAGCAGCAACAACAGCAGCUGCUGUUGCUGCACCAGCAAGUGGAACAGCUCGUGGAGAUGGGCUUUUCCCGCGCUGACGCGCGAAGGGCAAUUGAGUCCUCAGGUGGAAGAGGUGUCGAGGCUGCAAUGGACUUUCUGCUGGACAUGCAGAGGCGGGAUGUUGCUUCCGGGGAAGAGCAGCAGCAGCAAGACAGCAGCACAGGCGGCACCCCCCGUGGGGACGAGGCAGCUGCUGCAGCGCCUGCCGCGCCGGCUGCUCCCCCAGAGGCCAGCCCGGCAGCAGCAGAGCAGCAAGACAGCAGUAGCAGCAGCAGCGCUGGCAACCCAGGUGGAGACUCAGCCCCAACCGAGCCAGCAGCAGCACCUCCGGCAGAGGCCCAAGCCGCGGAAGCUCCAGCAGAAGCACCAGCAACGCCAACUGCCCCUCCUUCAGCUGCAGCCACUGCAGCAGCAGAAGCUUCUGAAGCUUCUCGAUCAAACGCAGCAGCAGCAGCAGCAGGGGCUGGGGCUUCAGACGGAAGCCGCGCAGUGUCGCCGUUGGCUGCAGCAGCAGAGACUUUGUAUGGGGCCAUCCACGCGACUCCGCCCCAGCAGCUGCCCUCGGGUGUCAUGCGUGCUGCACUUAGUGCAGCAAGUGCUGCUGCUGUUGCUUUGCCUCUGUCGCAGCCCUCGCUGCAGCUGGCUGGGGACGGAGAAAUCAGGUGGACUUGUGGGCUGCUGCGCGACCAGCUGCAGCAAGAAGCAGUCUGGGGAACGCCGCCGCAGCCCCUGCUGCAGGCGCUGCUCAGCAUUGCCAGCAGCAACAGCGAACUGGCAACCAGGCACAUGCAGGAAUCCAGCAGCAGCAGCAGCAGCAGCAACACUUGUACCGUUGGCGCGUCGACAGCAGCCUUGGUGAAUGCGUUCACUGCGGUAACGGGCCAGCCGGAAACUCAAGAGCCAUGGAUGGACCAGCAGCAACAGCAGCAGCAGCAGCAGCAGCAGGAAGAGCAGCCGCAUCAGCAGCAGCAGCAGCAGAACGCGGAGGCGGCGAAGCCGCACGAGCCCACAGAACUCGAGUUGCUGCUACGGUACGCAGACGAGGAAAUGGGGCGCCAGCUUCCACCACAGCAGCAGCAGCAAGACAAAGCGAUCGACGAGCCGCAGCAGGAGCAGCGGCAGCAACGCGACGUGAAGCGGCCGCCGCAGCUGCAGCGGGUGCUGCACGGGCACUUCAGCGACGCCUUUGCCCUUUCGCUUGGGGCUUUGCUGCGGCACAGGCUGCUUGAAGAUCUCAUUUCGAGUGCAUGCGUUUCUCCAUUAGGAGUCCCGGGUCUUUGUGAGGUCUUUUUGAAGCUAAUCUGCUCAUCCUGCGACCUGCGGCCGCAGCCGCUGCAGCAGCAGCAGCAGCAGCAGCAAAAAGAAGGGGCCGCAGACGCAGAAACUGCAGCACAGGGAGAGGCCGCUGCUUCCGCUGGAGCCGAGGAAGACGGGGGUCAGAUGGCAGCUCCCCCAACCGAGCAGCUUUACCCGUGGGAGGCGGAGAGCAGCAGCAGCAGCAGCAGCAACAACAGGGGCACGCGGCAGCUGACCUCUGUGGAGAAGAACACUGCUGCUGCAGUGUAUAUGCUCGUGCUCAGACUGGCAUACCUGCGUGCUGCUUUGCAGCACCUAGUGAAGGCAGACCCGACUCUAAUGGGGUGCAGGGUGCCCUCAGCAGCAGUUGCUGCGGGUACAGGAGCAGCAGCAGCAGCAGCACGCCAGAGCGACCUUCAACGGGCAAUGGGAGUCCACGUCUGCAUGCGUGCCCAGCAACAGCUGUACUGCUGCAGCUUUUUCAUGGCGCACUUGCUGCACCGGCGUUUCUGUUGGAAAAGCAUGCUGCAGCAGUGUGCAGAGGCAGCAGCAGCGGCGUGUGAGCCAGGCAGCGCAGCAGCAGCGGCGGCCGCUGCUGCUGCAGCACAUCCCAUGUCCCUCUUCUCCUCCCUCAUCUGCACCUACGCCUCUGCAAACGUCCAUACUGCUUCAGCAGCAGCAGCAGCAGGGCAGCCGUUGCUGACGGAUGUGAAGGGAUGGUUCCAAUAUCCCGAGAUGCUGGAUUCGUGCGAAGCCGGAGCAGCGGCAGCAGCAGCAGGAACAGUGAAGGCCUCCACACUGCUGCCGCUACCGGGCUGGUGCCUCCUGAGCUAUCCACCCACAGGCACCAUGGCCAUUCAGGAGCUGCGUGUUGCUGCUGCAGUGCCCAAGUACGGUUUGCUGCGACUGAUUCCAGUGGACGGCGUGGAGGCGCAGAGAGAGCAGCUGCAGCAGCAGCAGCAAGGCGCAGCAGCAGCAGCUGGUACUAUCAUCACCGACCGCCCAUCGGGCCUCAAUGCACCUGCUGCCUCGUAUCUUGCGGCCUUCGUCUUGCCUUCUCUGCUGUGUAUGGAAGAAAUGAUGCACAUGUAUCUGCUGCAGGACACAGCAGCAGCACACGAUGCGCAGCAGCAUGAGACUGGCACCAGCAGCAGCACUGGCAGCAGCUGUAGCAACGCGGGAUCGGAUUCCCUUACCUCUGCAAUGGGGGCCUCCAUUGUGGCCGCCAACAACAGCAGCAGCAGUAGCGGCAGCAGCAGCAGUUUAGCACAGCCUGCUCUCACGGGCAGUAGCCAGCGAGGGGUAACGCCCUCAAGAGCCACCCGUUCUGCGCUUGGCAGCACCAGCAGCACCAGCAACGGCAGCGACAGCAGCAACAGCAGCAGGAACGAGGCGGCACCAGGAGGGGCAGCUGGCGAUGUGGGGUUCGAUGAGCUGCUGCGGUCAUUCACUGCAGCAGAGCAGCGGCAAGUGGUUGCUUCUUGCCUAGACUUGCUGCUGGUGUUCCCUGCAGCAGAUGGCGACACAGUGCUGGCGAUGCUGCAGCUGCUGCGGCGGCUUACCUCGAUUUACAGCAACGCCUUGAUGCUGCUGCUGCACCAGCCGAAGGGCCGCUACCGGGCGGCCCCCGUGGCUAGUCAGCAGCAGCAGCUGCCGGUGCAGCACCACCACCACCAGCACCACCACCACCAGCAGCAGCAGCUGCAGCAGCCCCUGGGCUGGGGCCUGGGCGUGCUGCUGCGGCUGCCGCGGACUGCAAGCUGCAGCGGGCUGGUCUCUUUGCUGUGCGCCAUAAUAACAAAUGUCCUCGAGGAGCCUUCUCUCAUUGCGGCAUGCGUGGAGAGGGGCUUGCGAGUGGCUUUUGCUGCUAGCAGCAGAAUGGCUCACCAGACACACCUCAGAGUCCACGGGAACUCUCCUACGGAAGAAACGCCUGCGCCGUUGCUGCCUGUCGAGUCUGUGCUAAAGUCUUUGGGGCCGCUGCUGUCGCGGAACCCUUCUUUGGUGGAGCAAGUGCUGAGUUACUGCUGCAGCAUCCACAGGCAGGUGCUGCAGCCGGAAGACCCGCAGCAGCAGCAACAGCAAAAGCAGCAACAAGAAGGGCAGGAGGGCGCAGAAGGAGGGCUCCCUGAGGGCACUUCAGCGCCUGCAGCAAACAGCCAAGAACAAGCCUCAGACACAUCAGCUGUAGCUGCCAGCACCCGCACGGGAAGUGCAGCAGCUGACGACGGCUGCAGCACGGCAGCAAUGGCCGAAGACACGGCGGCCACAGCAGCAGGCGCCCAAGAAGAUGUGAGCGGCAGCAGCAGCAACAGCAACAGCAACAGCAGCAACGACACCAGCAGCAUUGUGCCGCGCCAGUUUUAUCCCAGCAGCAUUUUCGUAGGCCCCAAGGCAGGCUAUCUCUUCGGCAGGGGCUCCAAAGGUUUGGGGUAUUAUUACUGCAGCAGCAAAAGCGGUGACAGCAGCAGCAAUGUCAACGGAAGCAGCGCAACUGAUGGGCGCACGUGGUGCUGCAGCGACAAGUCCUUCCAGGAAGUUUUGCUGCUGGGAUGGCUGACGGAGGAGAAGCGGCAGCAGCAGCAGCAGCAGCAGCCACAGCAGCAACAGCUGCAGCGCCGAGUGCGGCGGCUGCUACAGGCUGCAACAAAGCCUCCAGUUGUGGGUCCAGUGGUCCUCUCAGUGCUUUUGGAUCACUUGGUGCUGCUGCUCAGCGUGCAUGCAUGGACAGUUCCUGCGCCGCUGCCGAAGCCGGCGCAGCAGGAAGAGCAGCAGCAGCAGCAGCAGCAGCGGGAGUGGCGGCAGAUGUGGGAAGUGGAAAAAGGCCUGCAUUCACAUACACAAAAGCCAGUGUUUCCCUUCAUUGUCACUGCUGAUCGUCUUCUUUACAUUUUGACGCAGCUUGUGUCUCUUUUCCCCCACAUGCUGCCGCUGCUGCUUAAGCCCAUUUCACUGGCGUUUCCCGCUGCACUGUCCCAUGCACAGGACAGCAGCAGCAGCAGCAGCAGCAGCGCAGCAGCCGCUGCCGUGCAGGUGAGUGGCCGCAGUGCUGGGCGGACGAGGCUGAAACAGCAGCAGGGGCAGCAGCAGGCAAAUGGAGUCAAAAUGGAGAUAGCUGCUGGCCCGAAGCAGCAGCAGCAGCAGCAUCUGCUGCACCUCGAGCCCAGACUGUACAUGAAGGAGCCGUUUCCUUGGCCGUUUGUCUCCUCUUGCCCCGAGUUGCUGCGGUGCUGCGGCAGCGACGUGCGGCUGCUGCUGCAGCACGGGACCAAAGACCAGCAGCAGCAACAGCACCAGAGCUGCGGGGGUCCACCGCGCAUGUCUGUUGUUGACGUCUUGGUGCACGAAGUGCUGCCGCGGUUGCUGUCAAUCUCUCUUGCGGGGACCUCGCAGGCUUCCAGCCAGCAGCUGCAGCAGCAGCUGCAGCAGCAGCAGCAGCAACAACGAAAAGCAGCAGCUGGGAUGCUGCAGCAGUUUUCCAAUCUGCUGGCAGCCAUGGGAAGCAGCAACGCGGAGAUGCGCCUUGUGCUGAUUCGCCACGUGGUGACUUUGCUGCGGGUGGCCAGGGGGCGCGCAGCAGCAGCAGCAGCAACAGCAGGAGACCUCAGCAGCAGCAGCAAUAGCAUGACUGCAGAGGCAUUGGAGGCACUAAAGGGCAAGGACCUCUUGGACAUUAGUGUGGUUUCUGUUCUGGCGGGGCUGCUUCAGCGGCUGCUGGCAGCAACUCCUCCUGUGCUGCCUGCACAUGCGCAGCAGCAAAAUUCCAAAGUGCCAGCAGCAGCAGCUGACGCAACAGCUGGCUGUUCAGACACCACACGGCCACCUAAUAACCCGCGGCCAGAUGGAGACGGCGGGGAUGUGGGCGGCGCGGACUGUCCGGGAAGCGCUCAGCAGGAACAGCAAAGCAGCAGCAGCUGCAGCAACAGCAGCAGCAGCAACAGCAACAGCAGCAGCAGCGGCGGCGGCGCUAGCGGCAGCAGCAGCGGGAACAGCGGCACUAGCAGCAGCGGGAACAGCGGCACCAGCAGCAGCGCAAGCCGCACGCGAAGCAGCGGGGCCGCGCAAGGCACAGCCAGCAGCAGCAGCAGCAGCAGCAGCAGCGCCAGCAAUGGCGGCGACGACGGAGACGAUGGGGAGCGACCCAACAGCAAGAACUCGGGCCGCCCUUCAGACCUGCUGGAGGGCACAGACCUGCAGCAGCAGCAAACAGCUCGAGCUGUUCAAUGCCUGUCUCCUAAGGAGCAGCGGCAGCUGCGGGAGCUGCUCGCUGGGCUGCUGCUGCAGCUGAGUCUGCAGGCUGAAGACAGCCACGCUGUGGCGACGAGCAUCAUAAGGUGCCUGCUGCAUCUCACAUCUCCUCCAGCUGCGCAGCUGCCAGGGCUAGAGACGGGCAAGCAGCAGCAGCAGCAGCAGCAGCACAGCGGCACGGGGCGCGUGUCUCCCCCUGGAAGCAUGGGCAGCGGCGGCGACCCUGCUGCUGCAGCAGCUGCAGCAGCUGCAGCAGAUGCUGCAGAGGGAGAGGAAGAGGAGAGCGAUGAGGGCGACGAAGACGAUGCAGACCUCGACGAAAUGGACGAAGACGAGGAGGGGGACCUCGAGCUGGUGCUGGAGGAGGACAGCAGCAGCAGCAGCAGCAGCAGCAGCAGCAGCGAGCUGGAGGACGACGACGAGCAGCAGCAGCAAGAGGACGGAGAGGCCACGGCUGCGGCCCGCGACGCGCUCGCCGCCGGGGAGGCCGACGAAGCCGAAGGCGGAAGCUUGUCUGCUGCUGCUGCUGCUGCGGAGGAAGCAGCAGCAGCAGCAGACGCAGACAACGACCACGAACCUGAGGACGAUGAAGAAGACGAUGAUGAAGACAAUGACGAUGAUGAUGAAGAUGGCUUUGCGGAACUUUCUGUCUUAGAUGGCCUCGGCGAUGAAGACGACGAGGAGUCGCAGGAUGACGAGGAAUACGGAGAGAACAGCGAAGACGAAGAGAGCGAGGGGGCUGUGGCGGGCCGCGGGGCCUUCCUGGGCUCCGGGCGGCUGCCCCACGAAAUCGACUUGGAGUCCGAGGGGGGGCGGGCGCUGCAGCUGGCCGGCGAAGACGGCCAGCUGCUGGGCCACGCGGAGGGCCCGGAGGGUCUCGACGAAGACGAAGAUGAAGACGAAGACGAAGACGACGAAGACGACGAUGACGACGCCCCCAGAAUCCGGGAACGGGGCGAAAUAGACUAUCUUGCGGGGCCUGAAGAGGAAGACUUGGAUGGCGCAGACAUUGUGGAUGGGCUGCACCCCUUGGGCUCGGGGGCCUCCCAGGGGCCCCUGCUGGCCCACGCCUUUCUUGAAGAAACAGUUGUGCCCAGAGACCCUCCCCCUCCGCCGCCUGCAGCGCAGGGGCCUGCUGCUCCGGCUGGUGGCGCAGCACAGCAGCAGCAGGACCCGCCUCCGCCUGCUGCUGCUGCUCCUGCUGCUGGCGCAGCGGCAGGAGCUGCUUCGGCCUCCGGCCCACGCGACGGCGCCCCCAUGGAGGCGGACGAGCAGCAAAACCCGCAGCAGCAGCAGCAGCAGCAGCCGGCUGGCAGCAGCGCAGUCGAUCCCUCAGCAGCUGGAGCGGUGGGGGGGGAGAACCUUGAGCAGCAGCAGCUGCAGCAGCAGGGCACUUCGUUGUCUUCUUCGGCUCCCGCAAGCAGCGCGGCAGCAGCCCCUGCUGCUGCAGCCACAGGCGCGUCAGGCCUCGCGGCCCAAGCAGCAGGAGCAGCAGCAGGAGCCCAGGGGGCUGCGACCCAGCGGCGCGGCCACCGCGGCACCGGCAGCAGCAGCCACAGCAGCAGCAGCAGCAGCGGGGUGCGCUCGCGGGGCACCAGCGGGCCCUGGAGAGCAGCAGGCGAGGGCCGGGGAGGCCGCAACGCCUUCGCGGGAUUAGACCGGGGGGUUUUGGGUUUGCUGGAGGACGAGGAGGACGAGCUGGAGAGCGAGUCUCAGGAGGAAGCAGCAGCAGCAGCUCCUGCUGCUGCUGCUGUGACGGCGGAGUCCGUCAACAUCAUUAGCUCGGCGCUGCAGCGAGAGCCACGAGGGGCCUUCAGGCUGCAGAAACACUUCGGGGGCCUCGCGGGGGCUGAUGAUGCUGCAGUGAUUCGUUCAGUGCUGCAGGAAGCAGAGGAGAGGGGCAUAACUAUAGCGCCUUUGACUUCGGGCCACACGGGGGGAGGCUCGCGGCGGGCGGGGGCAGCAGCAGCAGCAGCGCCCGCAGCAGCAGCAGCAGCAGCAGCAGGCAUCAACGGCGACGACCUCAUGGGGCAGGCCCCACAGUCCCCCCCUGAUGCUGAUCUGCUGCCCCCCUCGGAGCACCCGCUGUUUCUGCAGUGCCCGAGGCCUUCUCCUGCGGCUGUGAGUCACCACCACAGCAGCAGCAGCAGCAACAGCAAUCCGUUUGCGCUCUUCAGCAGCAACGGGGGAAGCAACGUCAUCACCACUGCAGGAGCAGCAAACCUCGGUGACAGGCUGCUCGACACUCUCUUCGAAGACAUCGCAGGGGGGCUCUUCCGCCCUGCUGCUGCGCGCCGCCACGGGCAGCAGCCACGCGUGCUGCAGCAGCAGCUGCAGCAGAUUCGCCAGAGCCGCGAGCAGGAAGCUGCAGCAGCCGCUGCAGUGGCUGCGGCUGCCGCCGGCGGAAGGCAGCAGCAGCAGCCCGUCGGCGACAUGAGCUCAGCCGUCUCCGUACCAACAUCAGCAGCAGCAACUAUGGCAGCAGCAGCAACAGCAGCGCAACACAUGCUCUCCACUUUCGUAGUCGACAGACUGGGCACACGGAACAUCAACCGUAUCGAAGUUGACCCAGCGCCUCUGCAAGCUUGCCCUUCCCCGCAGACAUCGGCUCCAGCUGAAGCAGCAGCAGCAGGAGCAGAAGCAGCUGCAGCGCCGGCAGAUGGCGCAGCAGCAACAGCAGCAGCAGCAGAGGGAACUCCCUCAACAGUUGUACAGGCGGAGGGCGUGACGCCUCAUACUGCAGAAGACGCAGCAGCAGAACGCCCUGCGGCUUCCGCAGACGGCGAGGCGAUAGUUUUGGACCAGCCUGCAGAGGGCUCGGCAGCAGCAGCAGCAACAGAAGCAGCAGCAGUGGAGACUUCAGCGACAGAAGAGACCCCAUUGACGCAGCAGCUGCAGCAACAGCAACAGGAACAGCAGCAGCAGCAGCAGGAGCAACAGCAGCAGCAGCAAGGCUCGCAGAGUCAGUCGCCCACACCGAACACUGCGGCAACCUCCGCCACAGGGCCUCCUGCUGCCAACUCAGCUGUUGCUGCAGCGCAACGUGAGGCAGCAGAAGGAACGGCAGAUGCAGCACCUGCUGAGCCGGAACCAGCAGCAGCAGCAGCAGCGCCAGCAGCAACAGCGGCACCAGCAGCAGCAGCCGCUGAUGGAGACUCUAUGGACGUGGAUACUGGGGAUGCGACUCAGCGUGCCACGAGCAGCAGCAGCAGCAGCAACGACAGCGGCAACAACAGCAGCAGCAACAACGAUAGCAGCGACAACGACAGGAGCAGCAGAGAGCCACCUCUGGCUUCGCUUGCAUGCGCUCUGGGGCUGACUGAGGCCUCGCUGCUGGAAGCAGCAGGAGUGGAUCCCUCUUUCUUGGAAGCUUUGCCUGCAGAUUUGAGGCAGGAGAUACUGCAGCAGCAGCUGCGGCUGCUGACGAUAGAGGCGGUGGAGAUGCGCAGAGCAGCAGCGCGACCUGCUGCUGCAGCACCCGCAGCAGCAGCAGCCGGCUCAGAGGGGGCAGCAGCAGCAGCUACCGGCGCUGGCCCCGACCAGCCACCCGCAGCAGCAGGAGGUACAGCUUCCGACACCACACAGGCAACUCCAGCAGCAGCUGCUGCUUCCCCUGCUGCUCAGGCUCCGGGCGACGGAGCGCAGCAGCAAGGCGCGGGCGUGGAAGCAGCGGCGCCGGCGUCAGCAGCAGGCAGCGAGCCAGCAGCAGCAGCAGCAGCGAACGCCGAAGGCGCAGCAGCAGCAGCAGCAGCAGAAGAGCUGCGGCCGCGGCUGCGGGACCUCCCCGUGGACCUGCUGAAUGCCUUGCCCGCAGCAGUUCGCCAGGCAGCUGUGGCUGGCUGCCGCGACCGGGACAGCGUGGAAGAAGGAGCAGCAGCUCCAGGAGCUGAUGUUGACAAUGCAACUUUUCUUGCAACUUUGGAGCCAGCUUUGCGGCAGGAAGUGCUGCUGACUGCAGACGCGCUGGUGCUGGAGGCUCUGCCGCGGGAGCUGCAGGUGGAAGCGGCUUUGCUGCGGGAGCGGGCGAUGCAGCGGCAGCAGCAGCGGCAGCAGCAGCAGCAAAGGGCCGCAGCAGCAGCAGCGGCUGCUGCGGCCAACAUCAGCGCCGGCGCUGCGGGGGGUGCCCCCCCUCCAGGGGACCGCCCGGGGCGCGGCAGCCGGGGCACUUCCUCGGGGCCCGGGGGGGCCUCCGUGUCGGGGGGCCCCUCGCUGCCUGCUGCCUUUGUGGAUGCCUCUCUGGCCCUAUUUGGGGGCUUCGAAGGCCGCUGGGGCCCCCUGGGGGGCCCCCACAGCAGCACGGGGGCCCGCCUGCUGGGCAUGCCCGCCUCUUCUCUGCUGCCCCGCAGCAUUCGGCUGGGGCUGCGGGAGGCCCUGCUGGAUGAUGCUGUCUUUUCGCGGGAAGGGGAGGGGCCCCGGGGUGCUGCAGCAGGAGGCGACGCAGCAGCUUCUCUAAUAGCUGCGCGGGGCAUGCUGCAGUCCUCAGCUGCAGCGCGCAGCGCGGCAGCAGGCGGGCCUGCUUCCGGAGCAGCAGCAGCAGCAGCUGCUGCUCGGGGACCGGUGUUCGCCGGAGUGCCCGAGGAGCUGCUGCUGCUGCCCAGCGAGCGGCUGCUGAGGGCCCCCGCUGCACUCUCUGCGCCUCCUGGCCUCACGGGCUUCUCAGGACUUUCGGGACUUGUUGCUUUUCCAAACAGAACAGGAGGCGGAACCCGAUUUAGGGUUUCCCAGGGGGCUGGUGGUUUGGGGGGUUCUUUGGGGUCCGCUGCAGAGGCCGCAGGAGGGGCUUUCCGGCAGAUUGACUUUCUCUCGCUGCUGCUGAACGGCGGUGCUGCUGCUGUUGCGACCAACGGAGCAGCAGCAGCAGCUCCCCAGGCGCUCUCUGAAGACCUCUGGGUCGGGUUCCUCACUGCAGCAGCAGGGGGAGGAGGGGGGCCCCACGGGGGCCCCUGGAGCGGCGGCGGGGGGCCCCCAGGGGGCCCCCACAGGGGCCCCGGCCGCGGAAGUGGCGGCGCCAACGGGGUCCCUCCCUUCGAUUCUUCUCCCCUGAGCAUUCCGGGGCUUAUGGGAGUUUGCCGCGUCUUGUUUUUGUCGCGAGGAGUCAACAAACGCCUUCUUUUCUUGCUGCUGGCAUCUCUUGCUGCCUCGCAUGCAGAGACGCGAGAUGUGCUGCUGCUGCUGCUGGUCUACAUCUGCUGGGUAGCUAUUCCUGAGUGCUACACCACGCUGCGGCCCUCUUAUCCUGGCCGGGACACGCUGAAGCUGCUGGGUCUGCCGCCAGUGCCGGUGCUGUUGCCACCAGAGGGGUCGCAGCAGCAGCAGCAGCAGCAACAGCAGCAGCAGCAGCAGGGCGGAUUCCAGUGCGAACGCUUCGCCAUGGGAGGCGCUGCAGCUGAACGCGUUCUUGAGCAGCUGCGCAGCCUGCUGACUGUGCUGCCGCAGGCAGCAGCAACAUUUUGCACCAAGAUGCCGCACCCGCGGUCUCUUACUUUCCAAGACCUCCUUAAAGUGCAGCAGCGCAGACACAACGCCAGCAGCAGCAGCAGCAGCAGCAGCAGUCACCACUCGCCGCAGCAGCAGCAGGGAGAGGCAAAGAGCGAGGGAGCCCCACUGGCUGCAACGGCGCAGCGAACGGAACAGCAGCAGCAGCAGCCCCAGCAGCAGCACCACCACCAGGAAGGCGCAGCAGAAGGCGGAGAAGAUCUAGCCCACGAACUCCGCCGCAAAAAGAAGCGCAGGGAACCCUGCAGCAGCACGGGCACCAGCAAGGACGAAGGAGCAGCAGCAAGCGUGGUGCAGCAGCAGAGUGAGCCCUUAGAGGAGCCCGUGGACGGCGAGUAUCUGAUCAAUGUUCUGAUGCAACUGACAGCCACUUCGCUCUUCCAGACUUCGCCGCGCCACAUGGCUCAUCUCCUUGCUGCGAUACACUUGCUGGUAAGCGGUUCGGCGAGCAGCAGCAGCAGCAGCAACAGCAGCAGCCGCAGCAGGCCGCCGAGCAGGUCGUCUGCGCCUGCAUCGAGCAGUAGAGCUCAGUCGACAGACAGCCAGGGCCAGGCCAGCAGCAGCAGCAGCUCCAGCGCUGCAGCACCAGGCAGCAGCAGCAGCGCCAGCGCUGCGGUUCCAAGCAGCGGCAGCAGUACUGCUGCUGGGGUGCCGGGCAGCGGCAGCGCGAACUCCGCAGAGCCAGCUGUUGAAGAGAUUGUCCCCGACAACGCACUCAGCAGCAGCAGCAGCAGCAGCAGCAGCAAUAGCAGCAGCAGCAGCAGCGCUCAGGAAAGCAUGCAGGAGCGCAUGCUUCGCGUGGUGACCCCUGAGGCCGUAGAGUGCAUCUGCGGGCUGCUGUGCUCUCCCCACGUUGCUGCUGCUUGGUCCCAGGUUGUGGGGUUUUCGGCGCAGCAGCGGGAGGCGCAGCUGCAGCAGCUGGCAGUUGUGGCGAAGAUCGUGGGGUGUCUGUACACCUCAGCGCAGCACCGCGGGUGGGUCGACGAGGCCCUGCGGCGCAACUGCGACGCCCUCAGCGAUGUGCUAUCCCAGGAACUUGCUGCUUUAUCCAGGACUUUGAACGAAGCAGCGCAGCAGCAGCAGCAGCUGCAGGUUCACGACGACCUCUGGGCCCGCAGAGAGGCCUUGGAGCCCCACUUCGCUGCCUUCUACAGGCUCUGCGGCACCCUCAACGAGGUGUACACUCACCUCCAGCAGCAGCAGCAGCAGCAGCUGCAGCAGCAGCAGGCUAAGUCGCCCGAUGCUGCAGCAGGAACCGCCCCUGAAGAACAAGCCGGGGCCGCAUCAGCUACAACACCACAAGCAGCAGCAGCACCCGCAGUGGCAGGAGCCGCUGCAAAUCAGGUCCCGCUUCCUGCUGCUUCCUUGAAUGCAGACAUCGACUUGUCAAGUGCACCUGAGGCGCCAGCGGCAGCAGCAUCACCUCCAGCUGCGGCAGCAGCAGGUGCAGCAGCAGCAGCAAAUGCAGACGAAGGCAGCACAGCGGUAGUUCCCGCUCUUGUUCGGUUCAGGGCUUUCUUUGACGCCUCCAAAGUCCACAAGAUUUGGGAGGGUUUAGAAGAUGUUCUCUCAGCUGUGGGGGCUGCUUAUCCGGCCCUGAGUGCAGAGGCAGCAGCAACGCAGCAUAGACACCGCACGCAGCAGGCAGCAGCAGCAGCAGCAGCAGCAGAAGCAACGGCAGCUAGCGGCGCGGCAGCAGCGGGCAGUGCCGGCACCGGCUCUGGAGCAGCUGCAGCAGGAGAGUCGCGGGCUGGGGAAGCUGCCGGCGCGGAAGCUGCUGCUGACGGCGCAGCAGCAGCAGCAGCAGCAGAAGACGGCGAAGGGGCUGUGGUGGAGGAGCGCGAAGCAGCAGCAGCAGGCUCGCGCGAGCUUGCAGCGCCGCUGGUGCUGGCGCAGCUGCUGCCACUAUUUGAGGCCUUCCUGCAAGUGCAGCAGCUGUCAAUAGCAGCAGACUUGGGUUUGAAGGAUGUCUCAAUGCUGCAGGAGCUGGAUCUGUUUGCUGCUGCGGCGGAGCGGGAGCGCAGCAUCGCGGACCGCGCUGCUGCAGCAGUUGCUGCUGCAGUGGACCCCCGCACGGGCAUCCCAGAUGCAGCAGCAGCACAGGCAGCUUGCUGCAGAGCCAGCGAGGAGCUGCUGCAGUGCGAAAAGCAAGAAGAAGACGGAGGAGGCUUCGGAGUCAGCAGCCGCAGACACUUGGCUCUUUGCUGCUUCUGCGAGCGGCAUGUUCUUUGCUUCAACGCGCUGCUGAAGCAAAACCCAAGCCUGCUGUCGGGCCCCUUCUCUCCUUUGCUGCGGCUGACUCCCAUGAUGCUUUCUUUCGAAAACAAAAGACAUUAUUUCCGACAAAAGAUCAAAGAGAUCAGACACGCAAGCAGGGCAGACCACGUGCGCCUCUCCGUCAGAAGGCAGCAUGUCUUCACGGACUCUUACCACCAAAUCCGGAUUCGUUCAGGGGAGGAGAUGAAGGGAAAGUUGAACGUGGUGUUCCACGGAGAGGAGGGGCUGGACGGGGGCGGCCUCACCCGCGAGUGGUUUGGGCUGUUGGCGCGGGACAUGUUCAAUCCGAAUUAUGCGUUGUUUACGCGCGAAGGCGCCAAGAGCGAAUUCAACCAGCCAAACCCUCUUUCUGCCAUUAACCCAGAGCACUUGUACUAUUUCAAGUUCAUAGGCAGAGUCAUCGGCAAGGCGCUGUUUGACGGGCACUACUUGCCGGCUUACUUCUGCCGGUCAUUCUACAAACACAUGCUGAACAAAAAGUGCUCUAUGCGGGACGCGGAGUCGCUGGACCCCUCGCUGUACUCGAACUUGCAAAAGAUUCUGGAGUAUCCGCUCGAGGACUUGGCGCUCACCGAUCUCACCUUCAGCGUCGAGACAGAUGAAUUUGGAAAACACAAAGUUAAUGAUCUGCUGCCGGGCGGCCGCCAUGUGCCCGUCACAGACGCCAACAAGGCGCUGUAUGUGCAGCUCAUGUGCCAGCGAAAGAUUGCAGGCGGCAUUCAGAAGCAGCUCGAGGCAUUCCUCAGCGGCUUCCACGAACUUAUUCCCCCUUCGCUUAUCUCCAUUUUCGAUGAUAAGGAAUUGGAGUUGCUGUUGUCAGGCUUGCCGACAAUUAACGUAGCAGACUUGCAGGAGAACACCGAAUACGUGAACUACCUACCCACCGAGCAGCCGAUACUUUGGUUCUGGGAGAUAAUGGAGGAGUUCGACACUCCCCAAAAGGCGGCCUUCCUUCAGUUCGUCACAGGCACUUCCCGCGUGCCCAUUGGCGGAUUCAGAAAUCUUGUGGGGAUGAGGGGCCCCCAGAAGUUUUCGAUUCAGAAGGCGUACGGCGAGAACAGGCUGCCCUCGGCGCACACAUGUUUCAACCAGUUGGACUUGCCCGCGUACACUUCGAAGGCAAUUCUGAAGAAAAAGCUUUUGCUUGCCAUUACGGAAGGCAGAGAGGGCUUUGGAUUUGUCUAG
Molecule: messenger RNA, 16008 nt
Organism: Eimeria necatrix
Lineage: Eukaryota; Apicomplexa; Conoidasida; Eucoccidiorida; Eimeriidae
Product: UBA/TS-N domain-containing protein, putative
Exons: 12
Coding region: 1-16008 (5335 amino acids)
Biological process (GO): positive regulation of protein catabolic process; proteasome-mediated ubiquitin-dependent protein catabolic process; protein polyubiquitination
Molecular function (GO): protein binding; ubiquitin-protein transferase activity
Source: RefSeq, a predicted model, not a curated record